AAGAUGAGUUUGUUAAUUAAUAAAUUAUCUUGUGUUUGUGUUCAUAUGUAACAGAAAAAAAGUACAAAAAAUAAAGAAAUUCGGAAGAAGAAGACAUUAAAUCACAUAACUGGCAGAAAACCAUUCUCAGUUGUUCGAGUAAAGGAAACUAAUAAGAAGAAUGGAGUUCCUGCAACGCGCUUAGAGGUGUGGAUGGCUGGGUACACGAAGGAUAACAAACCAAGUAAUGAUAAAGUUGUUGAGGUCAUGACACAAAUGAAGGACCUUGGGGCGCAAUCCAAUGCUACAGAUGAAGAAAUUAUCACACAGGUUCUAGGGCCUGAGCGACCUGAUCGUGUUCGAACAUAUGGAUUGGGUCCUUCCCCGACAGAUGUCUUUGGAGGCGGAUAUAGGCAAUCGCAAGAACAAACUCGUAUCAUCCAAACGCAAGUCCAAGAGCAACUUAACCAAUAUAAAGCACAAAUGGAGAUGCAAAUGAAGGAGAUGAUGGAUGCUAUGCUUAAUCAACAGAAAGUACAAAUGGAGAUACAAAGCACAAUCCAAGCUCAAAAAGCACGAAUAGAGCAAUUGGAGUCUCAACAGGCCAUGGGUGGGCCUGUUGCACCAGCUGCUACACAUGUGCAUUCACAACAACAAUCCCAUGCAUACACCUCAUCGUUUAAUUGUCAUCGUUCGUCCAAGGAAGUUCACAUAUCAAAGAAAGAAAAGAAGAAGAAGAAGAAGAAGAAGUAG
Molecule: messenger RNA, 732 nt
Organism: Camellia sinensis
Lineage: Eukaryota; Viridiplantae; Streptophyta; Magnoliopsida; Ericales; Theaceae
Source: RefSeq, a predicted model, not a curated record